UCAACUUAAUGAAAAGUGUCACUUAUUGUUGUGACGUAAACCGACCUGCUUUGUUAAGUAACUUUGAAAAACGCGGGUGGACACACGUAGGUCCUGAAGAUAAAUGGAAUUUGUACUGGGCCAGUGUGCAGACUUGUCGUAUGAUAUUCAGUGCUGAGUCAAACUAUCGUUUUAAAGAAGAUCAAAUCAUAAAUCAUUUUUCAAAACAUUAUGAGCUUACUCGAAAAGAUUUACUCAUCAGAAAUAUGAGACGUUAUAAAAGAGAAUCACUUAAAUAUGAAAAAUUAAGUAAUACUGGCAACGAUUUUUUGAAAAGUUCAUUAGAUAUUAUACCUACUACUUACAUUCUUCCAGCUGACUACAAUUUAUGUUUAGAAGAAUUUCGUAAGAAUCCAAGUAUUUGGAUUAUAAAACCUUGUGGGAAAUCACAAGGUACUGGAAUAUUUUUAAUAGAUAAACUUUACAAACUGAAGAAAUGGUUCAAUGAUCAAAAACGUUAUUUUCAAAAAUCACCAAUAAAUAAUUCUUAUAUUAUUUCCAGGUACAUCGAAAACCCACUAUUGAUUUGUGGCAAAAAAUUCGACCUACGACUCUAUGUUUUAGUAACUUCAUUUCAUCCGCUUAAAGCAUAUCAAUUCAAUUAUGGAUUCUGUCGGUUUUGUAGUGUGAAAUAUAAUUCACACAUUGAUAAUAUCAAAAAUUUGUUAGCUCAUUUAACAAAUGUGUCAAUACAGAAGCAUGGAAAAGAGUACAACAGUAUAAAUGGCGGUAAGUGGUCUACUGAGAAUUUGAAGUUAUAUCUAACGAGUACUAAGGGUGAAAAAAAUACUCAAGCACUUUUUGAAAAAAUAAGCUGGAUAAUCGUACAAUCUUUAAAAGCUGUGAGGGGUGUUAUGUCAAGUGACAAACAUUCUUUUGAAUGUUAUGGAUAUGAUAUUAUAGUCGAUUCAGAUUUAAAGCCUUGGUUAAUAGAAGUUAAUGCAUCGCCAUCGCUCUCGUAUACAACUACCAGUGAUCGAAUGUUAAAAUCUAAAUUAAUUGAAAGUAUACUUUCAGUUAUUUUACCACCAUCAGGAGUGCCGAAUUCAAAAUGGGACAAAAAUCCAUCACCAGAUGCGUUGUCUAAUUUUAGCGUAUUAAUCAAAGAAAACCAUGUAAAAUAAAUUGUUAAAUGUUAAAAGUGAUCAAUUUUAUAUCAAGCUAGUUGAUAACUAAAAUUAUAUGUUAACAAUAAUCAAGUUUUUCUUAUUUAUAAAACAAAUAUAAUACAAUGUAUUUCUAUUAUUACCAACAUCAUAUUAUA
Molecule: messenger RNA, 1303 nt
Organism: Daktulosphaira vitifoliae (grape phylloxera)
Lineage: Eukaryota; Metazoa; Arthropoda; Insecta; Hemiptera; Phylloxeridae
Product: polyglutamylase complex subunit TTLL1-like
Exons: 5
Coding region: 9-1163 (384 amino acids)
Biological process (GO): protein polyglutamylation; microtubule cytoskeleton organization
Cellular component (GO): cilium
Molecular function (GO): metal ion binding; ATP binding; tubulin binding
Source: RefSeq, a predicted model, not a curated record